Messenger RNA from Caenorhabditis angaria, 3186 nucleotides. Lineage: Eukaryota; Metazoa; Nematoda; Chromadorea; Rhabditida; Rhabditidae. The record is from the annotation of a GenBank genome assembly.
AUGAGUGUCACUGUUAAACGAAGUCUCGUCCCCGGACGACGUAUUCUUGACGAAGAGCACGCAUGCGCCAUGGCAGGAUAUUUUAUCCAUAAUUCUUAUAUGGAUGAUAAGACAAUUGUUGAGGCCGAGGUAACUGUUGAUUUGAUGGAUGACACUAUGGAACGACGUUUGCGAAAAGAAGGCAAAAGUGAUUGGGAAAUCACGGAGAUUCGAAAAAGGCAAAACGAUGAGAGACGUGCUAAGGUUUGUUUCUAGAAGCAGUGUUCAAGAUUUAAAAAAACUUUUUUUUCAGGCUGAUGCCAAUCUUCAAAAGCAGGCGGGAGGCACUGACACGUUUUCCGACUUAUUGAAAGUAUACAACUAUCGUGCACGACCCGAUGAGAACAUCGAGGAAAGCGACGAAGAGAUUGCCACAAGUUCUGCUGCUGCUAUUCCCAAACUCCCUGCCGACCAGAAACGUGGUGACCAAAUUCUCAGCUCAACGCCAAAAAAUCCAAAUCAAACUUUGCGAAGCUUACGAGCUCUCGAUAUAUCGCGAGUUGAGAAUUCGGUAAAAAAUAUUUUUUUAACAGAAAAAAAACGCAAGAAUUUAUUUAUUUGCAGGAAGCAUCUUUCAACAAUUCCGGCUUCAAACAACCGAUUCUGCGAGCUUCCAAGAAAUUAUUCGGUGAUGAAAAUGACAAAAGUGCCGCGAGUUUACAAGGAACAUUCACCAAAUCUCAAAGCCUUCAAGGAACUUUCACCAAGAACAACAAAAGCGGCGCGAGUUUGCAAGGAACUUUUACGAAAUCUUCGAAUACGGCUAGUCUUCAAGGAACAUUCACAAAAGAGCCUUCUUCGCAAAGCCUACAAGGAACUUUUACCAAAGAAAAUUCUUCUGAAAGUCUACAAGGAACAUUCACAAAAGCUGCUGAUAAUGAAGAAGACAAUGAUGGAACAUUUGUUGUGAAACCGGCUGAAACUUCCAGAAAUACAUCAAAAACAAAAUUGGCAGAUCGAGAAAAACGGGUAUGUUUCAUGAUGAAACACAAAUUCGGAUUUUCUAUUGAAACUUCCCUGUGAAUUUCAUUUUUUGUUUUCCAGAACAUUUCACUUGCCAGCUCAUUGCUCGAAUCCAGUAUGCUGAAUGUUGCCGAUUCGCCAGGAGCGAAAUUAUUCGUAUCGCGCCCCAAAAAGCUUCGACCAUCCACCGACAAGAGUCAGACAAUUCAAAUGGAAUCGAUUCAUGAAGAUGAGAUUGCUGAACAAAGUGGCGCUACUUCAUAUGCAUCGGCGGUUACCGAACAAGAUUUGACGUCUGAUGUUUCGACACGCAAAAGCGUCAAUAUUCUCGAAAAAGUUAGAGAUGUUCCGAAAAUCCCACAACUUCGAUUGGACACGAAAACACCGACACGCAAUUAUUUGAAACCAACAAUUGCGUCAACUCAAAAAUCGGUUCAUCACAAAACUCCUGUUUCAAAUCAAAUUCCUGUCAAUGUUUCGACGCCAAUCAAUAAUAGUUUUGAACAACGAAAUACAAGUAUUCAUGAUAGAUUGAGCAGACAAUUUGAAGAGGUUGCAGAUGAAGAGGAAGAAAGUGUUGGGGCAACAGCAGGUUUGAUUGGAUUUGGGUUUGAAAGUAGAUCACAUCUAAAAUCUUACAGUCAUUACUCAAGGCGAGCCGGUCAAUGUUUCGCAAUUAUCAUCCACGUCAGAACAACGAGCUGCGUUGAAUUCGAUUGAACGAACUUUGGAUGUUUUGAAUCUUGGUGGAGCUGUUGGAAAUGUAUCCUAUAAUGAUGAUGAUGGGGGUGUUGAAGAAGAGGAGGAAGAAGAAGAACAAGGUCCUUCAAGAAGAAACACAUCGAAUCAGUUAUUAGGUAGGAAUAUUUUUGAUUUUGGAAGUUGCGUUAAAAACAGACCUAGGAAAUUUUUAUGUGGCACCGUAAAAUCCCGAAAAAUUCGAGAAAUUUUGUUGCUCAACUUUUUCACUGAAAACAUCGAAAAAAUUCUUUGAAAAUUAACUUACCGUAACUCCAACACAAUUUUAACAAUAUUAUUUUCCAAAGAAAAAAAUUAAUUAAUAAGGAUUCAAUCAAAAUUUAAUUAAUUAAUAAUUUAUUGGAGAUAAAAAAGAAAUUUAUUUAAAAAAUUUUAUUCAAAAAAUGUUGUGUUUUUUUGUUGAAGUUUCAAUUUGAUUCUGUCAAAAUUCACUAUAUUUAGUGGUUUUUUCAAACGAAUUAUUUUAGGGCUGAUUCACGAAAAGUCAAAAAAAUGUCGAAAAAACAUUGUAGGUCUCAAAAUUGGUUUUUCGAAUUUUUCAGUCAAAAAUGAUGACAAAUCGAGAUUUUUGAAGCUUCUGGAGCAAUUUCUGAUGAAAAUAAGCUUUGAGAACCCUAUUUUGCUUUAUUUUAUGAAUUUUUUCGAAAUUCAUAAAAAUUUAAAUUUUUUUAUUUUACGAAAAAUCAGAAAAACUUCUGCAAAGUGAAUUCCAAGGUUAAUUUUAAUCAGAAAUUACUCCAGAAGCUUAAAAAAACUCGAUUUGUCACCAUUUUUGGCUGAAAAACUCGAAAAACGUAAAAAUUCCCAGAUCUGGUUCAAACAAAAUCGAUUUUCAGAUGAAAGUUUGGCUACAGUCAACACUCCAGGAAUAUUUGUUCGAAAUCGAGGUCGCCGUUUCCAAAGAAACAACAUGGAUGCCACAAUCGAAGAUAAUACUUUUGAAGAAGAUCCUACACCAGGCUCAAAAGUGAUGGUUUUAGGUGGUCGAAGUUUGAGUGAGUUUAUGAAAAUAUUUAUUUGUUGGUUGAAAAAACCAUAUUACAGUCAAGCCACAAGCUGCUGACGCUGGACUUCGCCGUUCAAAUCGAACACGUGUCAAACCGCUUCGACCAUGGCUCGGCGAACAUGCUGUGUACGCGCAUUCUCCAUCUGGUGGCAAAAGAUUGGUGGGAAUCACCGAAGUUGAGGUCACUGAUCGCAAAAUGAUCAAAUACAAAUCGAUGGAUCCGAAAGUUAUUCUGGAAAGACAAUGUCAAGAAAGAGGUUAGAGAUUCAUUUUCAUUUCAAAUUUGUAUCAUAUGUUUUGCAGAAAAGAAGAAGGCGAGAGCGGCUGAAAGACGUCGGAAUCUUCAAGCGGAACAUCGUCGUGGAGUCAAUUUGGACACGACUCAAGAAGAUAUUGUAACUUCCGAUGAUGAUGAAUAA